AUGAAGUUCUGGGACCAUGUGGGCAUGGAGAUCCUGUCCACCCUCUUUGGCACCCCACGCCCCGGUUUCUACUGGGCAGCCCACGAGGACUUUAGCUACGCGUGCUGGCCACAGUCCCAGACCCACAUCCCCAGCGACCAGGGCAACUUUUACUACAUGGGGGCCUUUUUUGGGGGAUUGGUGGUGGAGGUUCCCCGACUGACCUCGGCCUGUCACCAGGCGAUGGUGGUCAACUGGGCCAAUGGGAUUGAGGCCAUGUGGCCCGUUAAGAGCCACCUAAACAGGUACCUGCUGGACCACAGGCCCACCAAGGUGCUGUCCCCAGAGGACCUGUGGGACCCCCGGCUG
Messenger RNA from Callorhinus ursinus (northern fur seal), 348 nucleotides. The record is from RefSeq and is a predicted model, not a curated record. NCBI's taxonomy places the organism in Eukaryota, Metazoa, Chordata, Mammalia, Carnivora, Otariidae.